AUCAGAUAUUUACAUUGUUUUUUUAAUCAGAAAUUUUGAGACAAUAACAGAGAGUCGUUAUGGUAGUGGUUUUGAGUUGUGUGCAAUGUAUCUCCACCCCAAUCCCACUUCACAUCUCUUCUUCUUCUUCUUCAAAUAAUGGUAAUAGUAAUAAGAGGCUUCUCACGAGACGUAACACACUAGUCUUCACUACCUCUUUGUUGGCUUCUUAUCUCCAAUUAUAUCAAACCUCAAAUCAUUCUUCUUCUCACUCCGCCAAUGCCGAUGAGCUCGACCCAGAUGAAGAUCGCGUCGUCCACCUAUUCCAGGACACUUCACCAUCAGUCGUCUUCAUCAAGGACCUUGAAUUAGUGAAAAGCUCCAAGAACUCAGAUGAUAGCAUGCUAAUUGAAGACGAAAAUGUGAAAGUGGAAGGGACAGGUUCCGGCUUCAUUUGGGAUAAAUUUGGACACAUUGUAACUAAUUAUCAUGUUAUUAUGAAGUUGGCAACAGAUAGAAGUGGACUACAACGCUGUAAGGUGCUUCUAGCUGAUGCAAAAGGCAAUAGCUUUUCAAGGGAAGCUAAGAUUGUUGGUUUUGAUCCAGCAUAUGAUCUUGCUGUUCUGAAGGUUGAUGUUGAAGGGAAUGAACUAAAACCAGCCAUUCUUGGUACAUCUCAUGAUUUGCAUGUGGGUCAGAGCUGCUUUGCUAUUGGAAAUCCGUAUGGAUAUGAGAAUACUCUAACAACAGGGGUAGUUAGUGGAUUGGGCAGGGAGAUACCAUCACCAAAUGGACAAGCUAUCCGAGGAGCUAUACAAACUGAUGCUGCUAUUAAUUCAGGAAAUUCAGGUGGGCCUUUAAUUGAUUCAUAUGGUCACGUUAUUGGAGUUAAUACGGCAACUUUUACUCGCAGAGUUAAUCAUUCUGGAAAGAUGGCCCUUUUGCAACACUGUGAAUGUUAAUUGAGGACAGGAAUGUCCUCUGGUGUUAACUUUGCAAUUCCUAUCGACACCGUUGUCCGGACUGUACCUUACCUGAUAGUGUAUGGAACACCUUACAAAGACAGGUAUUGAUCAAUUUAAUCGGUUAGAUUGAAGAAAUGCUGUUGUUGGUCCUCCUCUUCGAUAUUUAUGUAAAAGAUUGGUGUUUGAAAAGCUGAUUAAGACCGGAGAUAAGCUAUUUUGCACAUCAAAUGUAUAAAAGUUUUAUUUUUGCUGUGAUUAGACAGGCAUUUACGAAUUAAUAGCAAGGAAAUGUCAAUGAGAUUUUUUUUCAACUACCAUCAAUCUUAGUGAUCUGAAAAGAGCAUUAGGUGUAAGUGGGCUGUCCAUCUAAGCUUUUGUCAGGUCUUAUUAUGAUGCAAGUGUGCAUUUGAUGAUGACUCUCAUUCUUGGUUUCCAAUAAUUUAGCAAAUGAACAGUGAA
This is a messenger RNA of Camellia sinensis, 1403 nucleotides long. Its product is annotated as protease Do-like 5, chloroplastic. Gene Ontology annotation, molecular function: serine-type endopeptidase activity. Gene Ontology annotation, biological process: proteolysis. The record is from RefSeq and is a predicted model, not a curated record. NCBI's taxonomy places the organism in Eukaryota, Viridiplantae, Streptophyta, Magnoliopsida, Ericales, Theaceae.